Molecule: messenger RNA, 786 nt
Organism: Lucilia cuprina (Australian sheep blowfly)
Lineage: Eukaryota; Metazoa; Arthropoda; Insecta; Diptera; Calliphoridae
Product: jerky protein homolog-like
Exons: 3
Coding region: 1-786 (261 amino acids)
Cellular component (GO): nucleus
Molecular function (GO): DNA binding
Source: RefSeq, a predicted model, not a curated record
AUGGAAAUUCAAAACCAGUUCUGCACCGGUGGUUUUCAUGCUAGUGAUGGAUGGUUAUCCAGAUUUAAAAAAAGGUAUGGUGUACGACUUUUGAAGGAAUCUGGAGAAAAAUUGUCAUCAAGAGAAGAUUUGGUAGAUCCGUUUAUGAGGAAGUUGCAGAGAGUUAUUCGAGAAGAAGGUUUAUCACAUGAUUCUAUAUUUAAUGUUGAUGAAACAGGUUUGUUUUGGAAAAUGCUUCCAAACAAAACAUUUGUUCAUGCUGGUACAUCAACAGCACCUGGAAGAAAACUAUCCAAAGAAAGGAUAACUGCUUUUCUAUGCGCUAAUGCGUCAGGAAAAAAGAAAAUGACGCCCCUUCUUAUUGGAAAGGCGAAAAAACCUCGAUCAUUUCGAAAUACAGUUUUACCAGUUAAUUAUCUGCACUCAAAAAAUGCAUGGAUGAAUACCGGAAUUUUUAAAGUUUGGUUUUUUGAAAUGUUUAUUCCUGAGGUCGAGUCAUAUUUAAAAUCAAAUAAUUUGCCAAUGAAGGCUUUGCUGAUAUUGGACAAUGCUCCAAGUCAUCCUCCUGCAGAGGAACUCAUUCCAUUUAGUACAGACGAUUUAAACGUUUGGAACAAUGGAGACAUAAAUGAUAUUACUUUGGAUGAAGAUGGCGAAAAUGAGGAAAAUAUUGAAAUUGUUGACCAAUUUUCUAAUAAUGAAACGAAAAUAAAGCAUUCUGAAGUAAUAAAAUGUUUUGAUAAAUGUAUACAAUGGGGUUCCCAAAAUAAUAUUAAUAUUUUUUGA